UGCGAACCUGACACCUGCCCAGCGCUGACGGGCCCCGCCAUACGCCGACUCAAAGACAAUCGACACUGCCACUUGCGCUCAACACACUUCUCCCUUCCUUUCUUCGAGAACCACUGCGAAUCGGAUACACGCAAUCCUGAACCGAACGCCUCUUUGUCCUCCACUCCACGAGCUAAACCUCCACCCAAUACCUAGUCACGAUGCCUGGUGUUGUCGACGAACCCGCAGAUUCUCCCGGUCGGCUGCUGCUGAUCUCCAACCGACUGCCCAUCACCAUCAAGCGCUCGGACGAUGGCCAAUACACAUUUUCCAUGUCUUCGGGCGGUCUCGUCACGGGCCUGAGCGGCUUGUCCAAGACAACGAGCUUCCAAUGGUAUGGGUGGCCGGGCCUCGAAGUUCCCGAAGUGGAGGCUGGACCUAUGGUACAGCGAUUGAAGGACGAAUACAAUGCAGUCCCCGUCUUCGUGGACGACGAGCUGGCCGAUCGCCAUUACAAUGGCUUUGCAAACUCGAUCCUAUGGCCUCUUUUCCACUACCACCCCGGUGAGAUCACGUUCGACGAGUCCGCCUGGGCUGCCUACCGUGAGGUCAACCGGCUGUUCGCCAAGACUGUCGCCAAGGACGUACAGGAUGGCGAUCUGGUCUGGGUACACGACUACCACCUGAUGCUGCUCCCCGAAAUGUUGCGCGAGGAGAUUGGAAACACCAAGAAGAACGUCAAGAUUGGCUUCUUCUUACACACGCCCUUCCCCAGCAGCGAGAUCUACCGUAUCCUUCCAGUCAGAGAGUCCCUUCUGCUCGGUGUUUUGGAUUGCGACCUCAUUGGGUUCCAUACCUAUGACUACGCGAGACAUUUCCUGAGCAGCUGUUCGAGAAUACUUUCCACGCCGACAACUCCUAACGGCGUUGACUUUAAUGGAAAGUUUGUUACGGUCGGCGCUUUUCCCAUUGGAAUCGACCCGGAAAAGUUUGUUGAGGGGCUACAGAAGCCCAGUGUCCUAGCGCGUAUCUCUGCCCUGAAGCGCAAGUUUGAGGGUGUCAAGCUGAUCGUGGGUGUUGAUCGGCUUGAUUACAUCAAAGGUGUGCCACAGAAGCUGCACGCUCUGGAAGUGUUUCUCACGGAGCACCCCGAGUGGAUCGGGAAAAUCGUUCUAGUUCAGGUUGCUGUGCCUAGCCGACAGGACGUGGAGGAGUAUCAGAACCUCAGGGCAGUCGUCAACGAACUGGUUGGUCGCAUUAACGGCAGGUUUGGCACGAUCGAGUUCAUGCCGAUCCACUUCCUGCACCAGUCGGUUUCGUUUGAAGAGCUCACAGCGCUUUAUGCCGUCAGCGACGUCUGUCUCGUCAGCUCCACCCGCGACGGCAUGAACCUUGUAUCUUACGAAUACAUCGCUACACAGCGCGAGCGCCACGGAGUCAUGAUACUCUCCGAGUUCACAGGCGCGGCGCAGAGCUUGAAUGGAAGCCUUAUCGUCAACCCGUGGAACACAGAGGAGCUGGCAAACGCGAUUCACGAUGCCGUCACCAUGAGUGCCGAGCAGCGCGAGGCUAACUUCCGCAAGUUGGAGCGUUAUGUGUUUAAGUACACGAGCUCAUGGUGGGGUCAGAGCUUCGUGACCGAGUUGACGCGUAUUAGUGCCGUCGAGGAGGAGCCCGAGGUCUCAACCAAGCUCACUAUUGGGAGCGCCAAGGAUGCCGUGGUAAGCGCUGCGAAUAAAGCAGUGAAGGGAGUUUCAGAUGCUGUCUCAGGUGGCUCGAGCUCGAAGGAGUGAACGAGGCGGGCGUGAGUUAAAGAUCCAGAGUUGUCUAGAUGUUUGGGACCUCCCUCGUUCUUUAUUUCUGCAUGCCAUACUCCAGGUGUUGCUGGAUUUAUCCAAACCAGAGCCGGUACUGAGGUUG
Messenger RNA from Lasiosphaeria miniovina, 1899 nucleotides. RefSeq names its product glycosyltransferase family 20 protein. Gene Ontology annotation, molecular function: alpha,alpha-trehalose-phosphate synthase (UDP-forming) activity; trehalose-phosphatase activity. Gene Ontology annotation, biological process: cellular response to heat; trehalose biosynthetic process. The record is from RefSeq and is a predicted model, not a curated record. NCBI's taxonomy places the organism in Eukaryota, Fungi, Ascomycota, Sordariomycetes, Sordariales, Lasiosphaeriaceae. The coding region runs from base 201 to 1772 and encodes 523 amino acids. Gene Ontology annotation, cellular component: cytosol; alpha,alpha-trehalose-phosphate synthase complex (UDP-forming). The transcript is spliced from 3 exons.